CGUAUGCAUCGUAGCGUAUAAACCCCACCGCCGCAUUACGCGUCCCCCUUUAAAUCGGGCAAUCGCCGCGGACGCCCCAGCCCGUGCGUCCUCGCAGCUUAAGGACCCCGACAAGGUGUCAUGGCAGCGCCCAGCAGGACGAGCGUGCUCGCGCUGUACAAGGCUCUGCUGCGGGAGAGCGGCCGCUUCACGAGCUACAGCUACAGGGAGUACGCCCUGCGCAGGGUGAAGGAUGCCUUCCGGGAGAACCGCGCCUUGCAGGAACCUGAGAAGGUGGCGAGUCUGAUGGCACGAGCCCAGGAGAGCCUCGAUGUCAUUCGCCGGCAGGUGGUGGUGGGCAAUCUGUACUCGGUCAACAAGCUGGUGAUCGAGGGUGGACAAUAGAAGGGGGCUCCAGUGGUGUAGUCGCUCCACUGCGGUCCGGCUCUCUGAGGCAACCGGCUACCUCCGUGUGUGUGCGCGCGUCUUUGUGACUAUGUUUGUGUGUAUGCAGGCCUUGGUGUUGUAUAGAUUCGCGCACCGCACCGAUAUCCUAGUAACCUGGGUUCAAUUCCUUGCCCAUGGUGCACAUUAACUCCGGUGGUCAAGUGAGUUUUAAUCCCCACGCGGACCUCCACUAGGUCAACUCUGUGUAAAAUUAGCUCUACCCAAUUCCAGGGUGUGCUUUAUGGGUGGUCAGGUGCGCAUUGCUCUGGCCUCACUGUCCACCUGCGUGCCAUGCCGGCCUUAGUAAUGUACACGCUCGCAACACCGGCCUCAACAGUCUGUACAACAACAUGGAGACUCCCACUCUGUGUUGGUAUGUGUGUAGAUCUGUACGUGUGUGUGUGUGAGCACUGCGUAAAGGCUGGCACCCAAGUCAGCCAUGGCUAUUAGCAGCGGCGAGUGAUGUCGAAACCGGUUUUCGACGUCCCCUAGGUCGACUCGACCAUAAAUGAGUACCUGGUGCAGUGUGGAAACACAAGCACUGGGGAGCCAAAGGCAUAAUGAGGUUACACCAACUCGUGCACUAUUCUAGCCUUCGUAUGUGCUCGCUAAUAGCACUUUCCCCAAAUUGUUUGUUCAAGGCUGUGCAGGAGAUUAUUGAUUUUGACCUUUGUUAAUGCCGUAUCUACGUGUGGUGCGUUGCCAUGUCUGUAUCUGUGUCUAUUUGUGUAUGUCUUUAUAUUUGUGUGUGUGUGUGUAUUUGUAUAUACGUGUGUGUAUUUUUAUGUGUGUGUGUGCAUGCCUUGUCAUGUCUGUAUCUGUGUGUAUGUAUCUGUAUUUGCAUGUGUAGUUGUAUCUACGUGCGUGAUUUUUCAUGUCUGUAUUUGUGUAUUUGUGUGUGUAUCUGCAUAUACGUGCUUGUGUUUGUAUCUAUGUGCGUGUGCGUGCUUUGUCGUGUCUGUGUGUUUGUAUCUCUCUCUGUGCGCUUCUGUAUCUUUGUCGUAAUUCUCCGGAGAUGCUCGCACACACUCACGCGGUGACAGCGGCUGCUUAGGAUGCAGGAAUCUGGACCGGAUUCUGUCCGUGGAGUCGGAUACUCCGCAGUAAGAGCGCCGCCACCCUUCAGUUUGUCCACAGAGAACACCGACCGUUUACACCCGGGCAGGACACACGCUGGGACACGCACAAGGAACCAGAAAAGGUGUCUACAAAUGUCGAAAAGUGAUGCAGCUAAUUAAUGAAAGCUUAAGCGAAUAAACAUAUGUGUGUAAAUUAUAGUAACGCGCGCUGUCGGUGUCGAGCCAUUUAAUGAUCGCAGCUGUUUGUUGUUUGUCGUCUUUGCAAAAAGAAUAAAUAAAUUUGCUUGUCCAA
Molecule: messenger RNA, 1797 nt
Organism: Petromyzon marinus (sea lamprey)
Lineage: Eukaryota; Metazoa; Chordata; Hyperoartia; Petromyzontiformes; Petromyzontidae
Gene: LYRM4
Product: LYR motif containing 4
Biological process (GO): iron-sulfur cluster assembly
Cellular component (GO): mitochondrion; L-cysteine desulfurase complex
Source: RefSeq, a predicted model, not a curated record